AUGAUUCACAAGCAACAACAACAACAACGUAACAAUCAUCAUCGUCACACCACAUUGAUGCCUGGCUCUAUUGUUCAUGACGAGAUCCAAAUCAUAAAGACCCUGGGUGUAGGGGCUUACGGCAAAGUUUAUCUUGGCCAAGAUUUGAAAACCAAACAGCGAUAUGCCAUCAAAGCAUUACAACAACGUCAACUGGAUGAUCAUCAACGUGCCUUACAACGUAACGAAAUGAUCUUACAUUCCAAGCUGAUACAUCCCAACGUUAUUCGAUUGGAGCGUAUUAUUAAGCACAAUGAAUGCGUACACAUGGUGCUUGAGCAUUGUGCAGAAGGUGAUCUCUUUUCGGCGAUCACGGAACGGAAUUUGUAUCACGGCAAUCAUGCAUUAAUCCGACAGGUGUUUUUACAAUUGAUCGACGCUGUACAAUACUGCCACCAACAACAUGUUUAUCAUCGUGAUCUAAAACCGGAAAACAUCUUGGUCUUUGACAAUGGACGCACACUCAAGAUUGCUGACUUUGGUCUUGCCACUUCACAAGCGAUUGCCAAGGAUUUUGGAUGUGGGAGCACAUUUUAUUUUUCACCAGAAUGUCAAGGUGAUGAUGUACAUUUAUCCAAUGGCUAUGCAACAGCACCCAACGACAUAUGGAGCUUAGGAGUGAUCCUAGUGAACCUCGCUGCGAGCCGCAAUCCAUGGCGGCAGGCUUGUUUAGAUGAUGAUACUUUCCGUGCCUAUUUAGCGGAUCGUGAUUACCUCUUAAAAGUCUUGCCCAUCUCGCGUGAACUCAAUGGGAUCAUUAAACGUAUCUUUUGUAUUGACCCUAAGCGGCGUAUAAGCCUUGAAGAGCUCCGUGAGAGUAUCCUUCAUUGCAAGUACUUUACCAGGACCUCCCAGGUCGAGAGAGCUGAAACCAAUACAUCUUGCAAGCUUCAAAAUAUCUUCCCUCUCACUCCCCCAACUACCCCAGGCGAGGCUGCUAAUGAACGCUUGGCUGGUGGUUUCUUUCCUCCCACCCCAGGCUCAUGCUCUUCUUUUAUUUCAUCUUCUGAACAUGAUAAUGGGGGUCAUGAGCUCGCCACCCCAGCUGCUAGCAAUAGUAGUUGUCAGGAUCAUUGUGUCUCUAAGCUUGCCACAUGUUCUUCACAACGACUGGAUAUCCGGUCGACUUCACUAUGGAAGGCACUCCAACAACAACAACAAUCACCUAUGCCCCUUUCCACUUCACCAUCACCACCCAUUUCUCCUUAA
Molecule: messenger RNA, 1248 nt
Organism: Lichtheimia ornata
Lineage: Eukaryota; Fungi; Mucoromycota; Mucoromycetes; Mucorales; Lichtheimiaceae
Exons: 2
Coding region: 1-1248 (415 amino acids)
Biological process (GO): intracellular signal transduction; protein phosphorylation
Molecular function (GO): ATP binding; protein serine/threonine kinase activity
Source: RefSeq, a predicted model, not a curated record